Messenger RNA from Nematostella vectensis (starlet sea anemone), 4234 nucleotides. RefSeq lists its product as uncharacterized. Gene Ontology annotation, molecular function: oxidoreductase activity. Lineage: Eukaryota; Metazoa; Cnidaria; Anthozoa; Actiniaria; Edwardsiidae. The transcript has 8 exons. Bases 96 to 2630 code for a protein of 844 amino acids. The record is from RefSeq and is a predicted model, not a curated record.
UUAUGAAUCUCGAGUGUAUUGCGUAUCAUCAAAACUAGAAGGUUUCCGUUUAUUGCGAUUUUGGCCGUCGCUACAAAGUAAAUAGCAGACCAGGUAUGAAGCCAUCAGGCUCUGUCACCGUUGCAGUGGUUGGAGGGGGUGUUGCCGGUCUAGCUGCCGCUGCCUCCCUUAUUGAUAAAGGAUUUGACGUCAAGCUUCUAGAGGCUGCUGACUAUUUUGGUGGCCGGGUUAUGCAAGCCUUGCCCUUUCCUGGGUUUGCACCUGUUGAUUUGGGAGCUGAAUUCAUUCAUGGAGAUAGAACUAUACUAAACGACAUAGCAAGGAAACAAAGCUGGAAGGUUCAUAGGGAAAACUUGCUGGAUGCAUUGGUGUAUGUUGAUGGCAAAUCAUACCCUUGUUUGGGAGCAGAGCACCCAGAAAUUUCUGCUUGUCUGAAUGAAUUUAAAAAACUUUUAGCCGCAAAUGAGGAUCAAGGCACAGACUUUCUGUACCAGAGAUUGUGUGACCAAGGCCUCAGUGAUGUUGCGUUACGUUUUUUGGAUAAUUUUGAUGUACAAAGCCGUGGUGGAACAUUUACAUAUUAUGGUUUAGCUGAGAGGAGACAAAAAGAAAGCUCUUUCAAGGAGUGGGGAACUGUUAAUAUGAGGCUAGAGGGUUCCUACUCUCUGCUGAAAGAUUACUAUCUGGAAAAGUGUGAAAAAGUGGAUAAGAAACUGAACUGGCAAGUGAAACAAGUUAUCUUGGAAGAUGAUCAAUCAAGUUCAGUCAUUCUCAUCAACCAAGACGGGAAGCCCAUACAUGUAGAUUAUGUCAUAAUAACAGUUCCUCUUUCCAUACUGAAAGAUGGAGAUAUCAGAUUCUCACCUCCCCUUCCCUCUGAAAAACAGCAAGCCAUUGACAGUAUAAAAGUGGGCUCUGCAUUGAAAAUCAUCUGUAGAUUCAGAACACGAUUUUGGCAGCAGACAUUUGUAGUGGAUUUGGAUGGUUUCAUCCCCCAAAUGUGGAUGUAUUCCAGGAAUCACACCCAGCAAGGGAACCAGUGCCCCUGUAACAUGGCUGGCCCCACCCAACAAGGGAAGCAGUGCCCUUGUACGAUGACUGACCCCACCCAACAAGGGAACCAGUGCCCCUGUAUCAUGACUGGCCCCACCCAACAAGGGAACCAGUGCCCCUGUGUCAUGACGGACCACACCCAACAAGGGAAGCAGUGCCCUUGUACGAUGACUGGCCCCACCCAACAAGUGAAGCAGUGCCCCUGUAUCAUGGCUGGCCCCACCCAACAAGGGAAGCAGUGCCCCUGUAUCAUGGCUGGCCCCACCCAACAAGGGAAGCAGUGCCCCUGUAUCAGGGCUGGCCCCACCCAACAAGGGAACCAGUGCCCCUGUAUCAUGGCUGGCCCAACCCAACAAGAGAACAAGUGCCCCUGUAACAUGGCUGGCCCCACCCAACAAUGGAACCAGUGCAACUGUAUCAGGGCUGGCCCCACCCAACAAGGGAACCAGUGCCCCUGUAACAUGGCUGGCCCCACCCAACAAGGGAACCAGUGCCCCUGUAACAUGACUGGCCCCACCCAACAAGGGAACCAGUGCCCCUGUAACAUGGCUGGCCCCACCCAACAAGGGAAGCAGUGCCCCUGUAACAUGGCUGGCCCCACACAACAAGGGAACCAGUGCCCCUGUGUCAUGACUGGCCUCACCCAACAAGGGAAGCAGUGCCCCUGUAACAUGGCUGGCCCCACACAACAAGGGAACCAGUGCCCCUGUAACAUGGCUGGCCCCACCCAACAAGGGAAGCAGUGCCCCUGUGUCAUGACUGGCCCCACCCAACAAGGGAACCAGUGCCCCUUUGUCAUGACUCGCCCCACACAACAAGGGAACCAGUGCCCCUGUGUCAUGGCUGGCCCCACCCAACAAGGGAACCAGUGUCAUUAUAACAUGACUGGCCCCACCCAACAAGGGAAGCAGUGCCCCUGUAACAUGACGGACCACACCCAACAAGGGAACCAGUGUCAUUAUAACAUGACUGGCCCCACCCAACAAGGGAAGCAGUGCCCCUGUAACAUGACUGGCCCCACCCAACAAGGGAAGCAGUGCCCCUGUGUCAUGACUGACCACACCCAACAAGGGAACCAGUGCCAUUAUAACAUGGCUGACUCCACCCAACAUGAUGAACAGUGUCACGUGGUUGUGGGUUUUAUGACCGCUGACAAGGCGGCAUCGAAUAUUCACCUGUCUAGUGAAGAAGUGUGUGCCAGAUUCCUGGGGCAACUGGAUACCAUUUUUGGGACCCCUGAGGAACCCCGACCAGCCUCUGACAACCUGGUCAACUACGUGUACUAUCAUUGGUCCAAACACCCCUACGUCAGAGGUGGCUACAGCAGUCCCACUGCGCGUGCGCACGGCCUACGGCACCAUCUAGCUAGUUCGGUUAGCGGUCGACUGUUUUUCGCGGGAGAGGCAACGAAUGUCAAGGUCUCUGCCACCGUCCCUUCGGCGAUAGAGACUGGGGAGAGAGCGGCGGAGGAGGUGCUACAGCAAGCAUUGAGGAGUGGUCAUCGGAGGGUACCCAAUGCUGAAAUACUGACCUCACAGUCAUGGAUGCUGCAACAGUUACCUCGCAAUAAAUGCUAGCUAACUGUUGCAGCGACAGCAACGGUGAGCUCGCGAUCCUCUUCGGGUGUUGUGGUUUCCAUAUCAGCCUGGUUAUCGGGCGCAUGGACCCCCAUUGCUGCAUCGUUGUCAGGCCAAGGGAGCACGGCAGAAUUUUUUCCUAUUUAAUAACACGCGAUUGAUAUUAAAUAGAUCGAUAUUUUACGGAAAUACAUGCAUGGUUUGUAUUAUACUUUUCCCUUUAGAAAAUGUAAGAAACAAUAAGGACAUAUAUAAAACAGGCAACAGAGUUUUAUAUAUGGCCUCAAUGUUUUUUUUUACAUUUUCUUUAAAGGGAAAAGUAUGCAAACCAUGCAUGCAUUACGUAAAAUAUGCAACAUAGCUUUCAAACGGCAAAAAAAAAAACUAAACACAUAAGAUGCUACUAAAUAUUUGUGGUGAUAAAGGGGUGUUCAUUAAAUACAUUAAGAGGGGGCAGGGAAGAUUUUCACUCAAGAGACCUUAAAAUUUCGGACCCCCCCCCCCUUUCAUUUGACAUUUUUUUCGGUGCCCCCCCUUUCAGAACCCCAAAAUUUUUGGAGCCCCCCCCCUUACGACCUUAAUAAACAACAAAGGCUUUAACUCUGGAAAAAGAAUACUGCGAAGUUGCCAUCCUUGUCCGAUUUGAUGAUUCAGUCAAGUUCAUCAUUGUUUCAGAGUCUAACACAGGGACGGAUCUAGCUUUUUACCUUCGUAGCGAUUUUGGAAUGAACAGACAUGAAAAUAAUAAAAAAGGCAGCUCAAGAGGUGGGGGGGGGGGGGGUUGAAUUCAAGUGAGCAGGAUUUUUUUUCUCAUGAUCAAAAGGUGGUAAUUCUUUUAGGCAUACUGCAUAUUUUUUUCAUGUAAAAACAUGUUAAAUGGUGCAGGGAUUUUUUCAAUCAGUUGUUUGCUUUUCAAAAUCCCCCUCUCAAAUGUCAAAUGGUCCGCCCCUUAUGACGCCUGUGAAGGCAUAUACGUGUAUAUUUGUUUUUGUUAAGAAUAUUUUUCUGUAAAAAAGGGAUAUGUCCAACGUAAAAAAAAAUUGUAUGUAUAUCGUUUUGGGGAUUUGCAUGCUCCAGCACUGUUAAGAAGUCCAUUUCAAUUUGUUCCUGUUAUUCUGAUAAUAAACUGUAUCGGUAAAAGCAAAUGUUCUAUACUGGUAGUAUCUUUAUUAUGGUUUAUAAAGACAGUUAUAAAGAAGUAUUCAAUACAUCUGUCAUUAGGCUUAAUAUUUAAUAUUUUUUUUUUUGGUUUUUGAUUAAAAGCGGGUAUUCGUACCAUGGCACCUGGGGAGAAGGGGGACAUAAAAGGGAGUAAUGCUUGUGAUGCAGGUAAAGAUUGGUGGCAGGGGUGAGGGGUGGAGGGUAAUUGUGGGGAUAAUGCUACGGUGAGUGGAGUUGGAGUAUAAGGAGUGUCCGGGAUAGUGAUGCGGUUGUUCUUACCAUGGCGUAUAGUGUGAAUGGGAAGGAGGUAGUGGGAAGGGGAGGUAUAGACCGGAAAACAAAAAGGUUGAUAAGGGGUAAGGUGUACAUGCUGAUGGAGAAAGAAGUGAGUUAAAAUAUAAAUGAAAACAACAGUAGUUAAAAACAUGCACAUAAAUGUAUAA